AGUAGGUGGGGUUGGUGGUAGGUUGCGUAGCAGCAUCCGUAGAGCCCUGUGUCUGCUGGUGGCGUCAGCUGCUGAUAGGGGGAAGUAGGGAGACCUAGAGCCCGGGCGUCAGAGACCCCCCCCGCCCCGGGACAGGCGGCGUUAGGUCUGUCGGGGUCGGGGCUCGUCACGUGUGUAGUGUUGGUGAUGAGCGAUGGGGUAUGAUGUAAGUCGUUUCCAGGGUGAUGUUGACGAAGAUCUUAUUUGCCCCAUUUGCAGUGGGGUCUUGGAGGAGCCAGUGCAAGCUCCUCACUGCGAGCACGCAUUCUGCAAUGCAUGCAUUACCCAGUGGUUUUCUCAACAACAAACCUGUCCAGUCGACCGCAGUGUUGUAACUGUCGCCCAUUUACGUCCAGUUCCCCGCAUCAUGCGGAAUAUGCUAUCAAAGUUGCAGAUUACAUGUGACAACGCAGUUUUUGGCUGUACUACCAUUGUGCGACUUGACAACCUCAUGUCUCACCUUAGUGACUGUGAACAUAAUCCAAAACGACCAGUGACAUGUGAACAGGGUUGUGGACUAGAAAUGCCCAAAGAUGAAGUACCAAACCACAACUGCAUAAAACACCUUCGCUCUGUGGUUCAACAGCAGCAGAUACGAAUAGGGGAGCUGGAGAAAACAGCUGCUGAGAGCAAACACCAGCUCUCUGAACAGAAAAGGGAUAUCCAGUUGCUGAAAGCCUACAUGAGAGCCAUCCGAAGCGCCAAUCCAAACCUACAGAACCUAGAAGAGACUAUAGAGUACAAUGAAAUCCUUGAAUGGGUAAACUCCUUACAGCCAGCACGUGUGACAAGAUGGGGCGGGAUGAUAUCCACACCAGAUGCAGUCCUACAAGCUGUCAUCAAGCGCUCUCUGGUGGAAAGUGGCUGUCCUGCCUCCAUCGUAAAUGAGAUUAUUGAGAAUGCUCAUGAGCGUAACUGGCCACAGGGUCUGGCCACACUUGAGACUCGGCAAAUGAACAGGAGGUAUUAUGAGAACUAUGUGGCCAAACGUAUUCCUGGCAAGCAGGCAGUUGUGGUGAUGGCUUGUGAGAACCAGCACAUGGGGGAGGAUAUGGUGCUGGAACCUGGACUAGUGAUGAUCUUUGCUCACGGAGUCGAAGAAAUUUAACUGGACACCAAACAAACAAAAUCUGUACUCCAGUUGCUAUAUCAUCUGCUCUAUCUUCAGUAAGAAGCAGCUUGUUAAUCUUUAAGUAACCAUGAAUAUCUACUGUCUCCAGACCCAACUGCUGCAACUGAUACCUAAUGACUGGGUGCUUAGUGAUCCCUUUCAUUGGUUUUCAAAAAGGAAUAUCUCUAUAAACCUUAAUUUGGGGCUGGUAUUUAUGGAAAUCGAAGAUGCACUAUUAACACAGUUUAAUGUUUGCUGCACAGCUGGCCUCCUUGGCUUAGAUUCAUCUGGGAUGGCUAGGAAAGACUAGAGUUUCAAGAUUAACUUAAGGACAUGGGAGAAGGAGAUGUUUGUUAGGGGAGCAUUAAUGGGCAUUUUACAAAAAGGCAGUGCAAAAGCACAGUCUCUCUGAUCACUGGUGUCUGCUAGGACAUUGAUAUCCUGUAACUUGAACUCAUGCAGACUCAUUUGGACUUGGAUCUUGUUGGAGUGGGCUAAAAGAGAAAGUAGAUAUUUUUUUAAUCCCUUUAUCAUUUAGUACUUUUGACAAGUUCAGUACGCUUUGGCAGGUAUGGCUUUUGUCACAGUAUAUUGAUAGCAGGUUGUUGCACAAAAAUGCACUCAUGAAACCAAAAUCAAGCAGCUCACCAAUGCCAUAUAGUUACACGUUCCUGCUACGGGGCAGGUGUGUUAAAUGUGUCACGUCAAACACCACAAUCUGUCCUCAAUAAAUGGAAAUUUUAGUGGUUGCAGAAUACUCUAGUGUUGGGCAUAUAUUAUUUACAGAACAUGGCGUAUUUGUUUACCUGCUAUCUUAACACAGCGACACGCAUUUUCAGUUCACAUGCAAUAAUGGAUAUGCAAAAUCUGAGUGUUUGGAGUCUUUUGUAUUGUUUGUAUACUGCAGCAAAAUGUUGAUUUUUCUCUGUUUUUAACACAAACAUUUCGACUGUGGCCAGCUCUGUUGUUCAUGGUGCCCAGGUUGUAGGAAAUGUUCUUCUUUUGCUUAACAUCAAGUGCAUUUUUUUUUUUUACAGUUUUAUUUAAUUUUGCUAGCUCUUUCUUAGGUGAGUUUCACACGGUUUUCAGCUACACUCUCACUCCUGCCUGAUGCUGGGUCCCCUGUAUGUGGCUACUUGCUUCUGGAUAUUUUGAAAGCUUUAUGUAUUUUGUUCUCACUGUUCAUAUUUGAUAUUUGUGCUUCAGUGUUUUUGUAUUUGUUUUUUUCUGUGGUUUUUUUUUUUUUGUGUCUUUUUAAUAUACAUAAAACAGUCA
This is a messenger RNA of Xenopus laevis (African clawed frog), 2425 nucleotides long. RefSeq names its product ring finger protein 41 S homeolog (gene rnf41.S). Gene Ontology annotation, molecular function: ubiquitin protein ligase activity. The record is from RefSeq and is marked provisional. Gene Ontology annotation, biological process: protein ubiquitination; regulation of canonical NF-kappaB signal transduction. NCBI's taxonomy places the organism in Eukaryota, Metazoa, Chordata, Amphibia, Anura, Pipidae.